GGAGGUGGGUUAGCGGCUAAUACAACGUUUUUUUUUGUGUGCGUUCUGGUCCAAUGGAGGCAGCGGUACUGAACCCCGGGAUAAUGACGGAGCUGGACUGCAACAGCAACACCCUGAACGCCGAAUUGGAGGUGAAGAAGCUGCAGGAGCUGGUCCGGAAACUGGAGCGGCAGAACGAGCAGCUGCGCACCCGGGCGAGCGGCUGCUCAGGCGGCCCGCAUGUGCUGCCUCCAUCCCCGGCGUGCGCGCUCGGGAGCGCCGGUGGAUACUGUCUGCCCAGCCCUGUGCCCACCCUGCUGUGUCAGUCGUCUUUGGGGUCAUUCUUGCCCCCGGAGGAGCCUUUCGAGUAUUUCCACCCGCACACCGCCGGUGAUGGAGCGGCUGCUGCGGGGGAGGCGGAGGACGCUUUCGAGCCGUCGGUUCUGGAUGAGCUGGAGCUAUUGGACUUGGAUUCUCUGUGCUGCUCAGAUGAGUCUGAGGAAACAUGGUUGUAUGUGUCAUCAAAAGCCGCAGAGUUUACAGAAAACUUUCUCACGCCUCUGCAGUGGUGCCGGCAAGUUCUGGACUCUCCCAAAUCAGAGGUGGAGGCCGCCAGGCGAUCGCUGUCCCUCCGACUGGAGCAAGUCUCCAGGUGGCGUAGCUCCCUGUCCAGCCCCUCCCCCUCCUCCUCCCCCGGUCCUCCUCUGAGUCGAGUCGCCGGAGUGUCUCCCAUCAGCGCUUCCCCUUCAGCCAAACCCUGCUCCACUCCACAGUCGUCUGAAAGACACGCUCCAUCCCUCUCCUCCCCGCUCCACCCAGUCCUCCAUCGGACGCUGAGUCCUGUAGGGAAGGAGCUCUCCCCUGUAGCUGAGAGGACCCCCACGUUCCUCCCUCACCCGGCCAGCCGAAGCCGCAGCCUCAUGCGCUCAGCCCUCAGUCCUCAGUCAUCCAUGGACAGUGACCUCGGUGCUUCAGAGGUAGAAGACGACUCCAUCACUCUGGGAUACAAACUGCAAGACCUCACCGACGUCCAGGUCAUGGCCCGGCUGCAGGAGGAGAGUCUAAGGCAGGACUACGCCAGCACGUCGUCCAUCCUGGCCAACCGCCGCAGCCAGAGCUUCACCUUCCAGCUCAGCCAGCUCAGCGCCGGCCCCGACCUGGAGGAGGAAGAAGAGGAGGACGACGAAGACUACGGCCUCCUGCCCCCGCCGCAGCCGCGCCUCACCCGCCUUCCGCACUCCCACACCUUCUCCAGCAUACGAGACUGGCGAAGAAGCACCUGUUCCCUGUCCACCCCUCCUUCCACCCCCUCCACCCCUCCAUACCCUUCCGCUGGGUUCGCCUUUCAAGCUCAGCCCCAAACCCAGCCCCUGGGACUGGGACUGGGACUGGGACUGGGACUUGGACUGGGCAGCCUCUGCGCAUCCGAGCAGCAGGGAUUCAGACCAGGGUCAGAUAAGCUGCGCAGGAGCAUGCCUAACCUUGUCAGAGCUCCCAGCAUGCCGAGUGUGCCCAUUCCGACCAAUCCUAGUGCUUCCCCUUCUUUGCUUCGUAACAGCCAGAGUUUUGAUUCAUCCAGCGGGCUUGCUCGCCUGCAGUCCUCCAUCCCCUCCCCAGGCCAACUCCAAAACAGGGUCCAGAGUGUCGGAAAUUUCUCCGCCUUGUCACGGCAGCCCCUGAAGGCCACCGCCUACGUCAGUCCCACCAUCAAGGGCUCGGUUUCCAUGCCGACCUCCGUCAGCCUCCAGUCCCUGAACUGCAGCGGCGGGAGUAACGGUGGAGUCGGCAGCGGGAUCCCUCUGCUCAGUAAACCUGCCGGUGGAGGGGGGACGCCCACUUCCACACCAAGCACUCCUCGCAGCAGCCUGCCCCGUCCCGCCUCCUUUGUGGCCACCACAAGCUCCACCCCCCGCAGCAAGGUGGCCCAACCAACGCGAAGUUUACUGACACCUCCAAAGAGCUUGUCCACCCUCAGUGCCCUUCGUGACAGCACCUGGAGAGACGGCUGCUACUGAUGAAUGGAUGAACUGGUGCAGUGGCACCCCGCUGGCUGGGGCGAUUCACUUACACCUCAACAUCAAGUUUUUCAUGGCGACAUUGACUGGGUCUGACCAAAUCGUUCCUGUGGAGAUGACCACCUUAAAUCUGAGAUCCUGCAUAGAAUGGUUAGAUGUUACCACAGUUGAGGGUUUUAACAUGAACUGAUCUCUCAUGCCAUCGAUUUAAUUCUAUGCAGAAUUUCUUCGGGAAAGGCGGGUUGUUUUAUUCUGGAUUUGAGUGUAUAUGCAUGUCAGGUUUCAAUUUACUGAAAGCUUCACACUCGUCGACUGACUGAUCCGUGCCAAGGGGGAUUUAUUCCCGGUUGCUCGUGUGCAAUAAACUGCUGGCUGUAGGGUAACAGUAAUACUAACCUGCUAAAGAGGGCUGCCAGUUUUUAUGAAAUGAGCCUCACGAUAUUGUAUUUAUUUAUAUAUAUUUAUUUUAGGUAAAACAUUUUUGACUAAUCAGGUGUUUUCCCUCUGGCAACAAGCGCCAAUGAUGCUGCUAAAAUUAAAUCAGUCCCUCUUAGUUUGGGCACAUUUGGUGUAAUUUUACAAGCAAAACAAGUAUGUAUUCGUGUAAAAAGCUAACUAUUAAGUGUGCAUACUUACAUAUAUAUAUAUUGAUGCAAUAUUAUUGAAUUUUAAAUGUGAAUCCUGACCAAAAUGAAAAUGUCUGAAUGUGUUUACAAAAUUGUCUCACUAUGGCAUCACAAGACUUUGUGCAUAUUAACACUUUUAAAUUGUUUAAUGACCUAUAAGGGAAACUGUUCUUGUUGCACUUUGUAUAAAUCUCUGAAUUUACUGAUAUUUUUACGUUCUGUUCUUACUAAUGUUUGCACUUCUUUUACAUUUGAUCUUCUGGAUUUAGGGGAAAAACAGCUGUUAAUUAAAUGUUCUUUGGGAGAUUUCACAGUUACACACGGCAUAAUGUAGCACCCUUUGUUUGUAAUAUUUGACUUGUGUUUUUAAAUGACCGUUAACAUGGCACAUUUCACAAA
Messenger RNA from Seriola dumerili (greater amberjack), 3019 nucleotides. RefSeq names its product SLAIN motif-containing protein 1-like. Lineage: Eukaryota; Metazoa; Chordata; Actinopteri; Carangiformes; Carangidae. The coding region runs from base 54 to 1994 and encodes 646 amino acids. Gene Ontology annotation, cellular component: microtubule plus-end. Gene Ontology annotation, biological process: positive regulation of microtubule polymerization; cytoplasmic microtubule organization; microtubule nucleation. The record is from RefSeq and is a predicted model, not a curated record. The transcript is spliced from 9 exons.